This is a messenger RNA of Anarrhichthys ocellatus (wolf-eel), 820 nucleotides long. RefSeq names its product apolipoprotein C-II (gene apoc2). The record is from RefSeq and is a predicted model, not a curated record. Bases 49 to 348 code for a protein of 99 amino acids. Gene Ontology annotation, molecular function: phospholipase activator activity; phospholipase binding. The transcript has 4 exons. NCBI's taxonomy places the organism in Eukaryota, Metazoa, Chordata, Actinopteri, Perciformes, Anarhichadidae. Gene Ontology annotation, cellular component: chylomicron. Gene Ontology annotation, biological process: positive regulation of phospholipid catabolic process; positive regulation of lipoprotein lipase activity; positive regulation of phospholipase activity.
GUGCCUCUUCCUCUGUUUUCUGAAGAGUAAUACAAUACGAGUGACAGCAUGAAUAAGCUGCUGGGCAUUACUGUGCUGGUUGCACUCCUCGCUGUCAGCGCUGAAAGCUUCCGUAUGCCGAGGCAGGCUGAGGAGGAGCAGGAGCUGGGCACCCUGACCAAGAUCACAGACGGCAUCAAGUCCUACUAUGACAGUGCCGUCAACACGGCCAGUGGAUACCUGGAGAACAUCAAGGGCAUGAAGCUGGAGGAGAAGGCAAAGACCCUUUACACUGAUACUACCAUAGUCUUGAGCACCUACGCUGGCAUUGCACAAGACCAGCUGUAUCACAUCUUUUACCAAAAAUAAAAAAAGUGAACUCCAAUUACCUCAUCUACCUUGUCUGGCAGCGUGAAAACUUUCAAGCUCCACACGAUAAGGCCCAUUUUUGACAUUCUGAACUUGCUCGUAUCUCACCUCACCCAAGCCUUAGAACCUACAAAAGGCAUCUUAAAAAAAGGUGGACCUCUUGCUCUUUGUGGCGCUUACUUGGGCCACUGCACUGGCGGUAAAUAAAGAUAACCAACUAACAGGGACUGUGAUCUUUUGAAAAAACAACAGCUGUCAGAGGAACAAGUUGGUGGCAAAGGAGCUCACAACACCUUGUCAAGUACCAACACAUUUCUCCCUGGAUCUCAGAGCUUAGAAACAACCAGCCAUCAAAAUAAUACAAAUAAUUGAAUGAUCUAUCGCCACCUACUGGUGUUUUCAGUCAUCCCUCAGCUGGAUAAAUUUAAAUAUUUGUGUCAUAUCUUGAAAUAAAAUAUUUAUACAAAAAAAA